Molecule: messenger RNA, 1271 nt
Organism: Anolis carolinensis (green anole)
Lineage: Eukaryota; Metazoa; Chordata; Lepidosauria; Squamata; Anolidae
Gene: naaa
Product: N-acylethanolamine acid amidase
Exons: 10
Coding region: 177-1265 (362 amino acids)
Biological process (GO): fatty acid metabolic process
Cellular component (GO): lysosome
Molecular function (GO): fatty acid amide hydrolase activity
Source: RefSeq, a predicted model, not a curated record
UGUCCACCGGGAGCGGCUCCUUUGUGUCCGUGUGAAGCCAACACUUGGAGCGCUGUGCCUGCCUCGGGUCAUCGUUUCCUCCUCCUCCUCCUCCUCCUCCUCGCUCUCUUCUCUUCUCUUCUCUGCUCCGGUUCCGGCUCCUGGGUGACAAGGCUGCCGGGUAGCUGGCUGCCUCCAUGGGCUCCUGCCUCCAGUUCUUCCUCUCCUUCUCCUUCUUCUUGCUGGCCUGCCAUGCUGAGCCCCAGACCCGGGAUUCUCCUUCUUCUCCUCCUCCUUUGGAGCCGGAGCCCUGGCCGUGUAACGUCAGCCUGGACAGCCCGCCCGAGCAGCGCUGGGACCCGGUCCUGAAGCGCUUCGACCCGCCUUUCCUCCGCGCCGCCUUCGCACGCAUCCUCCAGGAAAGCAUCCCCAAAUGGGUUCACUCCAUCAUCCGGCCCAUCGCUGAAGAAAUCGAAUCCUAUGUUCCUCAGCCAUUUGCAGGAGAAAUUCGGGGGCUUUGCAAAGCCUUGGACCUGAACGUAGGCGAUGGUCUUUUGCUCAAUCUGGCCUAUGAAGCCUCCGCGUUUUGCACCAGCAUCAUUGCUCAAGACAGCAAUGGAACUAUAUACCAUGGUCGGAAUAUGGAUUAUGUCUUUGUAGACAUUUUACGCAAGAUGACCAUCGAUGUGAAUUUCUUAAAGGAUGGUCAGGUCAAGUUCAGGGGCACAACAUUUUUGGGUUAUGUUGGUUUAUGGACAGGACAACGUCCACACAAGUUUACCGUCUCUGGGGAUGAGAGAGAUGCUGGUGGCUGGUGGGAGAAUGCCAUAGCAGCUUUCUUGAAUCGAAAUAUUCCCGUCAGCUGGCUUGUCAGAACUGUUUUGAGCGAAGCAGAAGACUUUGAAGCUGCUGCUCUUAUGCUGGCUAAGACUCCAAUUAUAGCCGACGUCUACUACAUCAUUGGAGGCACAACACCCAAGGAGGGUGCAGUUAUUACAAGAAGGAGAAGUGGUCCGGUUGAUAUUUGGCCCUUGGACCCUUUGUCUGGCGGCUGGUACCGGGUGGAGACGAAUUAUGACCACUGGACAACCCCUCCUCCUUCUGAUGACCGAAGAACUCCAGCCAUCAAAGCACUGAAUGCCACAGGACAAGAAAAUAUUAAUCUUGAGUCGCUCUAUAAAGUAUUGUCGGUACAGCCGGUCUUGAACAAGAACACAAUUUACACCACGGUAAUGAGUGCUGCGUACCCAGACAAAUAUACAACGCGGAUCAGGACCCUGAAGUGAAGAUGU